UUUUUGUUCCAUGAUUGGAUCCAAUAAAAUAUGAUACAUAGAAUAUGGGUGUUCAAAGCCUUUCUUCGUUUAUGAAUCGAAAUGGUUAUUUCAAAAUUCAUCAAUUAACGGACACUGUUUUGGUCAUCGAUGGUUAUAAUUUAAUUUUUCAGCAAUUUUUCAAAUAUCAACAACAUGUAAAUGAUCAUAUGUAUGGCGGAGAUUAUGAUUUAUUAGCUAGGCAUGUUCAACAAUUUUUCAAAAAUCUUCAGAAGUGUAAUAUCAAACCGAUCGUUGUAUUUGACGGCGCGAUCGAUCCGUCAUUGGAGAAACUAAAAACAAUGUUAAAACGUGUCGAUUUAGUGUUGAAUAACGCCCAUAAAAUUUAUGCCAAUAAUUAUUUUAUCGAAGGUGUUAUGCCAUCAUUGGCCGACAGUAUUUAUAGGUUGGAAUUGGAACGGCUUGGUAUUCCUGUAUUUCAGACCUGUUAUGAAGCGGAUGAAACUAUCAUACAAAUUGCUCAUGAACUUCAAUGCCCGAUUCUUUCAAAUGAUAGUGAUUUUCUUCUUUUUAAUCUUCCCGCCGGCAUUGUAAAUCUUCAAUCAUUGUUUGAUUUUGAUGUUGUUGUUCAUCGUGAUCCCGAUAAUGAGUACUACUACCUUAAAUGUCGUUAUUAUCGUGUGGAAAAUCUUAGACGAUCAUAUCCAAAACUCAAUUUGGAUCUUGUACAAAUUAUUGGAUUUAUUUUAGGCAAUGAUUAUGUAGAUAAUGAAAUCAUGGCAAUGUUUACUCGAAGAAUAUCAUCACAUAAAGAUCGACAAAAAUUGAUCAGCGAUGUGUUCCAAUGGAUUGCUCAACACGAUACAUUAAAAGCAUUGAUUAAUCAUAUGAGUCAGAUUUUGAAAAGCACAGAUCAUCCGCUAAUUAAGAUCAUUGAGAAACAUUAUUUACUAUUGGAAAGUCCUAUUUAUGAUCAAAAGCAAAACAAUUAUCGGACAUACCUUGAGAAAAAUAUGCUUAGAUUGUUCAUUCAAAAUAUCAAUAUUCCAUCAUGGAUGCGAUCCAAGUUUGCACAUAAACAAAUUGAUUCGCGUCUGUUGUCGAUCGUUAAUGUUCGUAUCGAUUGGUGUCGACCGUUGGUCGAAGAUUUUUCUUAUCCACAAUCAUCAUAUGAAACUUCCAACGAAUUGAUGCAAUGUGUAUAUGGUAUUUUAAGGUCACAAGAAAGAAACAUUGCAAAAAUUAAACGAUAUUCUCGUAAAGAUCGGCAAUUUAUAGCUCAGGCAAUAACACCAAUUAUUGAUCUGGAUAAAAAAUUAUUGCCAAAAUUAUCCGCAAUCGAACGAUUAAACUCUCUAGAGCGAAAAACUAUUUUCUUCAGAAUUCUACAAAUAAGUCCAGAAAUUUAUGAAUCUCUCAUGAAACUUUUAGAAUGUCGACUGAAAAACAAUUUUUUAAUUGAUCAUUCAAUGAUCAUACCAUUUUCAUCCAUGUUACUUACUCUUCUUUUUAUGUUGCGUAAUUUUUCCGAUCACAUUUGGCUUGAAUUUGUGUAUGCAAUCUACAUGAAUCUAUGGUUCACUGGUUAUCUUUGCCGUGAUACAAAUACGCCAUCAUUUCUUAAAUUAGAUUCCAUAAGCCGGCAAGAGUUUCAGAACAAUCUCAGUAAAUUUAGCUUGUUGCCUGUUUUAAGUUGUUCAAAAGUUUAUAUGCCACGAUUAGUACAUUUUUACAAUGUAUUUCAAACCUGUGUGGACAAUAUUGAUUUUCUUGGCCAAAUUCUCAAUUUGAAGCAUAUAUUCAAUGCAGACGGUAUGUUUCGUGCAUUAAAAGGAACUUUCAUUUACAAUCUCACUGUUGAUCUAUGCUCGCGGCCAAAACCCUUUCUUUAUAUUCAACAAUUGGUCCAGAGACAAAAAUUCCAACCGUUAGAUAUUUUCAUUGAAAUGUUGAAUCUUAUUCUACAUGGAAGUGAUCGAUAUAUGCUGGUCAAAAAUCGUUCGUUAGUCGACUUAGAUAUUAUCCCAAAAAGUUUAAUAUCUAAAAUAACUAAUAAUAUUAUGCCAAACAACAAAUAUUUUGUUCGAUCUUUUGAUUUUACAUCAAAGAAAACCCAUGUGAAUAGCCAAAAAUUAAAAUUGCGCAAGUGAAUUGCUUGCCUUACAAUU
Dermatophagoides pteronyssinus (European house dust mite) is the source of this 2147-nucleotide messenger RNA. RefSeq names its product single-strand DNA endonuclease protein asteroid (gene ast). The record is from RefSeq and is a predicted model, not a curated record. Gene Ontology annotation, molecular function: nuclease activity. Lineage: Eukaryota; Metazoa; Arthropoda; Arachnida; Sarcoptiformes; Pyroglyphidae.